Messenger RNA from Geodia barretti, 1897 nucleotides. The record is from the annotation of a GenBank genome assembly. Lineage: Eukaryota; Metazoa; Porifera; Demospongiae; Tetractinellida; Geodiidae.
GUGGCCUAAUCACGCGCUCAAUGUGUCGGCUUCUCUGAAGUCCGAGCUGUGCUGUAAACCCAUGGACGACGUCAGCAACGGCGAGAAGGCUCUUCCAUCGGGAGAGAUGAAGAGCGUGAACGACGAACCACGACGCGAGCUCUCCACCAUCCACCGACUGCGCAGGGCGAACCUUUUCCCGUGGAUUCCUGCCCGCUACGCGCUGGCGAUCAUCAGUUUCCUGGGGCUCUUCAACGUCUACGCCCUUAGAGUAAACCUCAGCGUUGCUAUCGUGCAAAUGGACAACAGCACGGCGCAGCAGUACCGUCACGGGGCUCGUACAUUCAAAUGGAGUGACGAAGAAGAAGGGUGGAUCCUAGCAGCUUUCUUCUACGGCUAUGCCCUGACGCAAAUCCCUGGCGGGUGGCUGGCCACAAGAUUCGGCGGGAAGUGGGUGUUUGGUGUGGGUGUCGUCAUGACGUCGGUGUUCACCCUCUUCACCCCGCUAGCCGCCCUGUCCAGUGUCGAGCUCCUCAUCGUUGUUAGAGUCCUGGAGGGUUUCUUUGAGGGGGUUACUUUUCCAGCCAUGCUUGCAAUGUGGGGUCAGUGGGCCCCUCCAAAGGAACGGACUAGACUGGCAACCAUCAGCUUUUCAGGUCCCUAUGUGGGGAAUGUGCUGUCGUUCCCUCUCUCUGCUCUUCUCUGUGAAUACGGCUUUGAUGGUGGCUGGCCUUCCGUCUUCUAUGUCUUCGGAUCUGUAGGGGUGGUUUGGUUCAUAUUCUGGGUGCUGCUGGCCCACAGUACACCGGCAGACCACCCAAGGAUAUCAUCUGACGAGAGAAACUACAUCGAGAGGUCCUUGGACUCGGAAAACACGAGAACUAAGGAUAGAGCAAAGACACCUUGGUUUCAAAUCCUGACAUCACCGCCCGUGUGGGGACUAAUGAUCGUUUACUUCUGCACCAACUGGGGCUUCUACACCCUCCUGACAUGCAUCCCCAUAUUCUUAAAACAGACGCUUGGAUGCAACAAUAACAUUCCUAUUGUUCUGAAUGGGAUAUAUUCCUCCAUUCCCUACGUGUUCCUCUCUCUCUCCACUCUGCUGUCUGGACCACUGGCUGACUACAUCAGAUCUCACUGGCUUUCCACCGGCGUCACUAGAAAGUUGAUGGAUAUCGUUGGUGAGUAAGUAAUCAAGAUAAUAAUUAUACCUUGGUUUUUCUAAACUGUGGGGAGGGAGGAUUGGCAGGGGCAAUAAAAUUUUCAAGUGGAGAGUACUUCAAGCUAUGAUGUCUUCAGCCUUCUUUCUUCUCAUGUGCGGCUACUUUGGCGACUCCAUUCCCAUGGUGAUUACAUUCCUGGCCGUUUCCGUGGGAAUGGGCGGAUUUGUCGCCGGCGGUCACAGCGUGAAUCAACCUCGACAUUGGGGCUUCGUAUGCCGGAAUAUUGAUGGGGAUCACAAACAUGUGCGGAACCAUCCCCGGUUUCAUCGGCCCUCAAGUUGCUAAACUCAUUGCAGCCACGCCAAACGACCCAGAGUGUUCACCCGAGUACAUAUCGACGCUGCGCGAUGAGUGGAGACAGGUCCUGAUCGUAUCCGCGGAGAUACUUGUGACCGGAGCUCUUAUCUUCACCAUCCUCGGCUCCGGGGAGACCCAGCCGUGGGCAAAAUCCCGUGAUGAUGUCAUCACGACAUCACCGCAAAUGGCAGCCGAUAAAGAAGAUGCAGACGAACAGACUCCGUUGUUAACACACACCAACGGACAUGAUCAAUCAAAACAUCCUGUCACGUGAUAUCAUAGCAACAUGUUUGAAUCAUGUAUAUAUACCAUCAUUUGGCAGAUGCAGAAAAUAAUGUAUUAUGCAUUGAGGAACUGUGCUGGUUUGUAGUGCAGAAGUCCCUGGUUCGAUCCUGGCA